Messenger RNA from Drosophila sechellia, 2480 nucleotides. It is a transcript of the gene tut, whose product is annotated as tumorous testis. The record is from RefSeq and is a predicted model, not a curated record. Gene Ontology annotation, molecular function: RNA binding. The transcript is spliced from 3 exons. NCBI's taxonomy places the organism in Eukaryota, Metazoa, Arthropoda, Insecta, Diptera, Drosophilidae. The coding region runs from base 148 to 840 and encodes 230 amino acids.
UACCAACUUCAUUGACUAUCUGGCAACAUCGCGAGUGUUGUUUGUUUUGAAGCUUCUUUGGUCACACUAAGUCUUUGGCAUUGCUUUUUUUUUUUUUUUUUGCACGCGUGGUAUUGCUGUGUAUUUUUUUUUUUUUGCUAUUUUAAAAUGGAUUUUGACAGCAAAUACUGCAAGAGUCAAGUAAAUGGCACUAUUUCCAUAGUUACGCGCAAAGUCCUUGAUGAAAAUCUGAAAUCCUUAUUGGAGGAGGGAGAGGGUGAGCUGUUCCUUACGUGCAUACCUAGGGAUAAAAGUUGUUCUCCGGAAUGGAUUGUUGAAGUGGCCAGCGAACUGGGUGAAGUUUACAUUCUGCGCUAUAAGAUCGAUUUUUCGGGAAAUUCUCGCGGCUACGCCUACUUGCAGUAUAUCAAUGUAAACCUCAAGGAAUCGGCAAUGGAAUAUCUGCCAAUGCGAUUCCGACAGCUUUGCCUGCCCUUAAGGGUGGAGCCAUCGACCAACAACCGCGAGCUGGUGCUCAAAAAUGUGGAAUCGUCGCUUCGACCAUGGCAGGUGUACCAGGAGAUGUUGAAGAUACAUCCCUUCACCAUCCUUCGAGUCUACGAGUAUCAAUUUGACAAGUUCUUCUAUAUAUUUGGGUACCGCAACAACGACUCGGCCGCAAGUGCCCAUCAGAGAGUAAAGAAUGUGAUCAAAAAGUUCGGGGCGCAUGCGCACAUCUCCUGGUUGACUGCGGAGAGCAUCUUGAAGAAAGGCAGCAAUAGCUCAUGUUUCCAACAGGAACUGAGCCACAAUCUUACUCGACGCGUCCAUCCCAGGCAAAGGGGCUGUUUCAAGUUUUGAACGGAAGUGGUAGAAUUAUCAAGUAUGUGACUUUAUUGGUUGAUUCAACCAAAUCUAUAAGGCUCUAAGUUUUCUGCUUGUACUACGAGUAAGUAAGACGAAAAUGCAUAAAAUACUUUUGAUUAUAUUUUUUCUAUUGUUAAAUAAGUUUUUAAGUAAAAUAAGAGUACUCUUAAAUAAGUCAACCAUUUAUAUAUGAAUGCAGAUGUUUAUCGAUUGAGGUGUGCAAGUUUUUGUAAUAUGUGGAAUUUGACAACAAGAAUAUAAGCGUUUUGCGAAGUUGAUCUUUGAUUUCUUAAUGAAAUUUGAUACUAUACCUGAAAGACGAUCAACUUGCUUUGGAAGCUAACCAAGCAGAUUUUGAGAUCCCUGUGACUCUCUGGGCAGUAAAUUAUGUUGCUGCCCAUGCGAAUGAAACAUGAACUUUCACCAGUUGUUAGGACAGAGUGAAAUUAUACAGCACAGGAUUGUUCCUGGCAAAUCCUUUUGGCCCGCAGCUCCUCAGUCUGACGAAAUGCAGCCGCAGCUUGUUGACUUCAUUAACUCUGGGCAAACUGCGAGCAACCAUAAAAAUAUGAAAAAAACAACAACGACAGCGCAGCGAAGCUGCAGUUUUUCACAUGCAAAUUAAUGCAGUGUCUUUGGAGUGGCGGAGUGGCAGCCAGGACUUUCAGGGCAAUGCGACAACCUGCGGCAUAAUGCAAUUAAAUGAGUGCAGCGAGCAGGAGUCGACGCUAGCCUCCGGCUGGCAUUGUGUUGGACACGGUGUCUGGGUACUGGGUCUGACUCCAGAUUACGGGUUUCCAAAGUGCAAUGAUCGACGGACAGGAGAGGAGGGAGCGCAACUCACCCGUCAGGCGAAGUAUGCAAAGGAUGCACAGGACGCGAGGUGCGAGGGACAUGUCCGCUGCGCAUUCUAAUGCGAUUGCCGCACUUGACGGGAUGUCGUGGCAGGCGGAAACGGAUGUUGUUGUCCUGCUCAGGCCUACACGGUUGCAAUUAAAUUAGAGCCUCAAAUCGAAAUGCAGCCGUAACAUGAUGAUGCAAAAAUAAGAAGCGACUGGCAUAUUCUGGAAGCCUCAUAAAUAUUCAUUAAAUUAAGCUUAAGUCGAGACAUCCUCUCGAGGCAUUCAGGGAAAAACAAGACGAGCUGAAUGUUUUCUAAAAUCAUUUGCAUUAAUUUGUUAAUUCAAGCGCGACAGCCACUCCCCUGUUCACUCACUUAAAGCCCAUUAUAAUUUCAAAGCGAUGCGAGGGAUUGUGCGAGUUAACCCAUUGGCAAUCCCCGGCGCAAAGCACUCCUUCGCUUGCCGUCGAAGGGUUAAAGCCAUGAAGCCGCAUCUGUGACGCAAUUACAAAGGCUCGAAGCUUGCUUCUAAUUUUGCUCUACUUGCCAUCAUGCAGUCAUCCGUUUUUCAACUUACAGAUGGGAGCCAAACAAUAGUUUCCAUAGAUAAGGAGUCUUAAAUACACAUUUCCUUUACUUCUUAUAUCCUUAAAAAUAUGCGAAACCAAAGAAACAACAAAGUUAAGUUAAAAUACGUUUUAUUUUAUCAGAAUAGUGAAGAUCUUGUUAACCGUAAGAAUUGUACUUCAGACGCUAGAAAAACGGAGAUAUAAAAUAUAUAUAUUACAUGAUA